CGUUGCAGCGCAUAGGACGUUAAUGGCUUGAGCGGGAAUAUUACAGCGUGCAGGAUCGGCAGGAUCGACUGCAGUUGAAAGCUGAAAAUAAGAGGUUGGUGAGAGAAGUCAAAAAGUGCUGUUUUUCUUCUCUAUACCAAUUCUCUGUUAUGUUCAUCCCGUUUGCGAUCUAGUUUUUGUUUGUGACAUCAAGUUAGGUUUUAGUGAAGCUUGGAUCCUGUUACAAGUAACCCUUUUUUCUAUUAGAGAUGAAUAACGAUUUGGUAAAGGUAGCUGUUCGCAUAAGACCAUUGAUUCAAUCAGAGAUAGAUAAGGGCUGUCAAACGUGUCUAAAUGUUGAUUUGGCAAAUUCUCAAAUUCAAGUUCAACCUACAGAUAAAGCUUUUACUUUCAACUAUGUUUUUUCACCGGAAAUAUCGCAAGAGACUUUUUACAAUACGGCCAUCAAGGAUAUGAUAUCAAAUAUUUUUGAAGGAUAUAACGUAACAAUUUUGGCUUAUGGUCAAACUGGAAGUGGAAAAACCUUUUCUAUGGGAACCAAUUAUAAUCCUGAUGAUUCUAAUUGUGGCGUUAUUCCACGAGCUGUCAAUGACAUAUUCGAACAAAUAAAAGACCAACAAGACUUGGAUUUUAAGGUCACAGUAGCAUUUAUGGAACUUUAUAAUGAACAGUUGUAUGAUUUAUUAUCAAAAAAACCUCGUAAUCAGAGUAUCGUUGACAUUAGAGAAGACACUAGAGGUGUUAAAAUAGUUGGAAUGUCAGAAGUGAUAGUCACGAAUACCCAAGAGACUUUACAAUACCUUGCUGAUGGUUCCUCGUACAGAGCUACUGGAGCCACUGCAAUGAAUUUGCAAAGCAGCCGGAGUCAUGCUAUAUUUACAAUCACUGUACAACAACAAAAGAAAGAUCAGCCAAAUACUGCUAAAUAUGCCAAGUUUCAUCUUGUUGAUCUAGCUGGCUCAGAACGGAGUAAAAAAACUCAAGCGACCGGAGAAAGGUUCAAAGAAGGUGUAAAUAUUAACAAAGGUCUAUUAGCUUUAGGAAAUGUUAUUUCACAACUAGGUGAAGGUGCUGGUUCAUCAUAUAUCGGGUAUAGGGACAGCAAACUGACAAGAUUACUACAGGAUUCUCUUGGAGGAAACUCGGUUACAUUAAUGAUAGCAUGUGUAAGCCCUGCAGAUUACAAUAUAGAUGAAACUACUAGCACAUUGAGGUACGCAGAUCGAGCUAAAAAAAUUAAGAACAAACCAAUAAUUAAUCAGGAUCCUCGUGUUGCUGAGAUCAAUAAUCUUAAGAAGAUUAUUACAGAAUUACGCUCAGCUAUGAUGAAUGGUGAAGGAGGCGGAAAUUGUUGUCCUCCAGAGCACAUGAAAUUGGAGGAGAAAAAUCAAUCUCUUCAAAGAAAGUUAAGAGGCUUAACAGAGACACUGAAUAACAAUUUAGUGGAGGUAGUUCACAUGCAUGAAAUAGCUAAUUUGGCAGAACAAUCUCAAGAGCAACUUAAAGUUUCUAUAGGUGUUAUCUUGGAUGAUUGUGAGAAUUUGUUGAAAGAAUUUGAAAUAGAUCCUACAGAUUUGGAAAAUCACAAAGUCAAGUUAGAAAAUAUUUGUUUAAAAAUCUUGAAUCUACAAAAAGAUCAACAAAAAGCAAUUGAAAUAUUGGUAACUCAUGAAUCGCUGGAGGAAUCCAGCAAUAAUAUUAGUACCAAUUCGACAUCGGAUAGCGUGAACGAAAACAGUGUACAUAACGAAACGUAUGAUUUGGAUGAAAAGCAUGAAGAACAUACAUUGCAGCAAGCUGAGCGAUUUGAUGAAGUUCAGUACAUAAAUAAACAGUUGGCCAUAAAAGAAGAAUUGGUUUCUAAUCUCUUGAAAAAUUCUUCUCAAAUAGUAGAAUAUGAAAAAGAGCUAGAAGAAAUGGAGCUUGAAAUAAAAAACUUGCAAGCAGAAAAAGAAGAACUUAUGCAGCAAUUGCGCAAUGUUCAAAAGAAUAAUGCUAGUGCAAAAUUGGCGGAAACUCGACGCAAGAAAGUUCAAGAACUGGAAAAAAAAAUUGCGGAAAUGUCGCGUAAAUGUUUGGAACAAAAUAAAAUCAUAAAAAAUAAGGAAAAGUCUGAUAUGCAGGUCAAAAACUUGGCCAAUGAAAUAGCUACAUUGAAGCAAACAAAAGUGAAAUUAAUUCGAAAUAUGCGCACCGAGACGGACAACUUUAACAAAUGGAAAAGAGCGAGAGAGCAGGAAAUUUUCCGAUUAAAAGAUCAAGAUAGGAAACGUCUUAAUCAGAUUACCAGGAUGCAAGCUGAACAUAAUAAGCAAAAAAACGUAUUCAAAAGAAAAAUGGAAGAAGCUGAAGCUAUUCAUAAAAGAUUGAAGAAUGCUCUAGAUUUACAAAGUAAAGCAGCUCAACGUCGGGAACAAACUGCAAAUGCCAAAGGUGAUAUUCAUUCUUGGGUAACACAAGAGUUGGAAGUAUUGCUUAGCACAUUUGAUGCAGAGCGUACUCUGGAUAAGCUGAAAAAAGAUAAGGCUUCUUUUGCUAAUCAACUAGCAGAGCUUCAACUGCAAAACCAAAUUGAUGAUUCAAUAUUAAAACAGGCGCAAAUUUCGGAAAUAAUGGAAUAUGUUGAAGUAAGAAAUGCUCAAAUCAAAGAAAUGGAAAAAAACAUUAAAGAAUCUAAUCAAGAAAAUCGCGCUAAAACGAGGUGGCACGUUAUUUCCUCAAUGGCUGAUGCUAAAGAAGCUUUAAAAACUCUAUUUGAAAUAACAAUAUCUUAUGGAAAAGAACAGAUCUUGUUAAAAUCACAAUUUGACGAAUUAAAGGAAACAUGUUCAAAAUUACAAGUUGAAAAUGAAAAAUAUCAAAUAAGAGAAUCAAAUUCGAAACUGAGAAAAGAGUGUUUGGGUUUGCCUGUGAAUACGAGUGAUCAAACGGACAAGGAUCAGUUGAUACAAGAUCAACAGAAACAAAUCGAAUUGUACAAACAGGAAAUUGAGCGUCUUAAAAACAAGGUUUUGACGGAAAAAGACCUUAAUGUUGUUGAGAAAAAAUCUAAACCGAAAGCCAAAGCGAUAGAAACUGUAAUGAUCGAAGAAUCGUUCUGUUACACGGAUGAGAGUAUAGUAGAUGACGACGAGAACGAUCCGGACUGGAAAGCUACACCUUUAUUUUCAAGAAUUCAGAAAAUAGAAAACGCGACCAAGAAUCUAGCAAGAGAAAGUAAAGUAGGACUCAAGCGAUCUUCCAAUGGUGAAAUCAAAUGUUCGUGUAAAACUUCAUGUACAUCACGAUUGUGUUCAUGUCGCAAAAACGAAGUAUCCUGUCAAAAUUGUAAUUGCAAUCCCGAAAUAUGCAAAAAUCGAGAUGGUGAUAGUACUCGACGGAUGCUCUUCACUGAUGCGGAUAAUAUGAAAAAGCAGAAAUUAGAAAAUGAAACGUGAGAGGAGUAUUGUUAAGAUAUUAAUUUAUUUUAAAGCAAGUUAGCAUUUUAAAAUUUGACGAGAAUGAAGAUAAAAAAACUUGUGUUAUUCUGUGUCAAGUUAGUAGUCAAGUUAAUGUCACAAAAUCGGACUGGAAAAAAAUUUGUUAUACUGUGAAAACUAUGUAUACACAUCAUUCACAAGCAACAUAAGGCAUCAUGCUUGUUCUUCUAGUUGUACAUUUAUUAAAUAUAUUUUUAUUACAACAAAAAUUAAA
This is a messenger RNA of Nasonia vitripennis (jewel wasp), 3693 nucleotides long. RefSeq names its product kinesin 4B (gene Klp3A). The record is from RefSeq and is a predicted model, not a curated record. NCBI's taxonomy places the organism in Eukaryota, Metazoa, Arthropoda, Insecta, Hymenoptera, Pteromalidae. Gene Ontology annotation, molecular function: microtubule motor activity; ATP binding; microtubule binding. Bases 249 to 3437 code for a protein of 1062 amino acids. The transcript is spliced from 13 exons. Gene Ontology annotation, biological process: microtubule-based movement; mitotic spindle organization.